UCAUGCUGCUGCCAGGUCCAGAGUCUCUCAUGGGUCCCUGUACGGCCUCCCAUUGCUGCUGUCUCCAUCGCCACACUCUGCCAUGUGCCACUUUCAGGUCUCCUCACACUGCUGGUGUGUUCCAUUUUUUGUCAUAGGGUGCUGGCAGAUUACGGGCCUCCCAUAGCUGCUGCCAGGCCCCUAAUCUGCCAUGGGCCCCUGUACCCCCUCCUCAUGCUGCUGCCAGGUCCAGAGUCUCUCAUGGGUCCCUGUAUACGGCCUCCCAUUGCUGCUGUCUCCAUCGCCACACUCUGCCAUGUGCCACUUUCAGGUCUCCUCACACACUGCUGGUGUGUUCCAUUUUUUGUC
Staurois parvus is the source of this 348-nucleotide messenger RNA. Lineage: Eukaryota; Metazoa; Chordata; Amphibia; Anura; Ranidae. The record is from the annotation of a GenBank genome assembly.